UAAAUUCAUCUGGCUCUUUUAUCAUCUCUCCUCUGGAGUAUUACCCAGUGUUAAUUGUCUUCCUGUUAUCCAGCGCUUUAAUCCCAGAGUGAGGGAAUUGAUGAGGAUAUGUGCAUUGUGUUAUGUCUGAUCACAGUUUGACUAGCAGAGUCUGGAAGUGGGUUGUACAGGAUGAGAGCAGCAGCCUAAUUGCUCUCCCUGCAUCAGCAGCAUCUAUAAAGCAUCCUGGGAAUUGCUCGCCCCACGUUCAGAGCAGCUGGUCACAUGAGCCUGGAUUUUCAGUUCAGUUCAUUAGUCAGCCAUUUUGGUCAACACCCUGCUUACUGCGCACAACCAAUCCUAUUAGAACUCAGCAUCCCGGCUCAUCUGAGCAGAUCCUGGAAGUGAUUUCUGCAGUUCAGGAUUUUUUUUUUUAAGCUAAAUUGAAAAUAUUGGUUUAUUUUUCAGGGUUGGGUUUUGUUUUGUUUUUUUUUGUAUUUUUUUUUUCUGCACAAAGGAGGAUUUUUCACUUAUUCAUGCAGAGGCCAGUUUUUUAAAGCCAGCUAAGGUGGCAUCGGCUGUGCAGGAUUUAAAGCCGAUAGCUCAGCUGAAAAAGGAGGGGGUAGGGAGGAGAAGAUAAAAGGAGAGAAGCUAGGAGAAGACCAGGCAUCAUUUUAUUUUGCUAUGUGGUAGGAACUGUCUAUGAGAAAAGGUAGUAUAGAAUUGUUCAUCUUGAGCAAUUGCUUCUUAAACCAUAGGCAUUUUUCCUUGUGAUUUGUUUUCAUCUCCCCCACCCCUUUUCUUGAGACCUUUGUUCCAGAGCUUUGGAUUUGGGUUUUUUUGGUGAGGAGGUUUUAUUUAUUUUUGUUGGGGUGAGUGUGUGUGUGAGUGUGUGUGUGUGAGUGUGUGUUGUGGUCCCAGCUGAGUCAUCAUGUCUGCUCUGACGCCUCCAACCGAUAUGCCAACCCCCACCACUGACAAGAUCACACAGGCUGCCAUGGAGACCAUCUACCUUUGCAAAUUCCGAGUGUCUAUGGACGGAGAAUGGCUCUGCCUGCGAGAGCUGGAUGACAUCUCACUUACACCUGACCCAGAGCCUACCCAUGAAGACUCUUGGGAGGAUUUGACAGAUUUGGUGGAGCAAAUGCGCGAUGAUACAGAAGAUCCUAAUUAUCUCAUGGCUAACGAACGCAUGAACCUGAUGAACAUGGCCAAGCUGAGUAUCAAGGGCUUGAUUGAAUCUGCUCUGAACCUGGGGAGAACUCUGGACUCCGACUACGCACCCCUCCAGCAGUUCUUCGUGGUGAUGGAGCACUGCCUGAAACACGGCUUGAAGGCUAAGAAAACUUUUCUUGGACAAAAUAAAUCCUUCUGGGGACCUCUAGAAUUGGUAGAAAAGCUUGUUCCAGAAGCUGCAGAGAUAACAGCAAGUGUUAAAGAUCUUCCAGGACUUAAGACACCAGUAGGCAGAGGAAGAGCCUGGCUUCGUUUGGCAUUAAUGCAAAAGAAACUCUCAGAAUAUAUGAAAGCUUUGAUCAAUAAGAAGGAACUUCUCAGCGAAUUCUAUGAACCCAAUGCCCUCAUGAUGGAAGAAGAAGGAGCCAUAAUCGCUGGUCUCUUGGUGGGUCUGAAUGUCAUUGAUGCCAAUUUCUGUAUGAAAGGAGAAGACUUGGACUCUCAGGUUGGAGUUAUAGAUUUUUCAAUGUAUCUCAAGGAUGGGAACAGCAGUAAAGGUAGUGAAGGAGAUGGCCAGAUUACUGCAAUUCUGGAUCAGAAGAACUAUGUAGAAGAACUCAACAGACAUCUAAAUGCUACAGUAAACAAUCUUCAGGCAAAAGUGGAUGCAUUAGAAAAAUCCAACACUAAACUGACAGAGGAGCUUGCAGUUGCAAACAAUAGGAUUAUUACCCUACAAGAAGAAAUGGAACGAGUUAAAGAGGAAAGCUCCUACAUAUUGGAAUCCAAUCGGAAGGGUCCUAAGCAGGAGAGAACUGCAGAAGGGCAAGCACUGAGUGAAGCCAGAAAGCAUUUAAAGGAGGAGACACAAUUACGACUGGAUGUUGAAAAAGAACUGGAGAUCCAGAUCAGCAUGAGACAGGAGAUGGAAUUAGCUAUGAAGAUGCUGGAGAAGGAUGUCUGCGAGAAGCAGGACGCCCUGGUGUCGCUGCGACAGCAGCUGGAUGACCUCAGGGCUCUCAAGCACGAACUUGCCUUUAAGCUGCAGAGUUCAGACUUAGGAGUAAAACAGAAAAGUGAACUAAACAGUCGUUUGGAAGAGAAGACUAAUCAGAUGGCUGCUACCAUCAAACAACUCGAACAAAGAUUGCGCCAGGCUGAGCGAGGCCGCCAGUCUGCCGAGUUGGACAACCGUCUCUUCAAGCAGGACUUCGGAGACAAGAUCAACAGUCUGCAGCUGGAAGUAGAGGAGCUCACCAGGCAGCGGCACCAGCUUGAAUUAGAACUACAACUGGAAAGAGAAAGAAGGUUACAAAACAACAGGAGCAUCCCAGGAAAGGUUUCUCAGAAGCCAGAACCCAAAACGGAUGGGAAGCACAAAAUUCAAGAGGAAAACGUUAAACCAAAAAAGCCCCUGGACGGAAGCCACAGGCUGCAGUCUCACCCUGUGGAUGAGCAGGAUCAGCCAGUGCUCUCUGAAAAGCCACAGACGUGUCAGCUGUGCCAGGAAGAUGGCAGCCGAACCAAGGCAACAGUGAAUGUGUGUAAGAACUGCAGAGGAACUUUCUGUAAUGCCUGCUCAACAAACGAACUGCCUCUUCCUUCAAGUAUCAAGCCUGAGCGAGUUUGCAAUCCCUGCCACGAGCAUCUGAUGAAACAGUAUUCCACCAGCCCAUCGUAAGACUGGAAGCCAAGACCUGGACCGGUGUCCCCACCCGUGUUAGAUGUCAGGAUCUCCUAGGGCCCAGAACUUAGAAUCAACUCCAUUGUUGACAGGACUGAUUUAAAUAAGCCAGGUCCAGGGAGAAAAGGCAGUGGCUGGGGGUGCUGGAAGGUUUGCUCACUUUCCCUAAUGACUGUAUGAAUAAAAGUUACUCACUUGAGCCUCUCUUCUAAAUCUAAACAACCCCACCUUGAGGACUUUAUUUUAUAACAUGUCUUUGGAGGGGCUAUUCAUUUUUAUGAAUAGUGAUUAAUACUGGCGUGGAUAAAAUAGGAGAGAGGGUCCAUACAGAUAAGAGAAAAAAAAAGAAAAUGAUCAUCUCCCUCUAUUACGUUUGCAGAUUCAAAGGGGAAAGAUAAAUGUUAACGGAGAUCAAAAUGAUGUUUUAGAUCAUCCCCAGGUGCUGCUAGACAUAAACAGUUUCCUCUUCACCCCCACUACCUACCUCUUUAAAGUAUCUCUACCAAACUGUGAACCCAAACUCAGGGAAAAGAAAUUAAAGAGUAAUAUAAAUUUUGAAUGUACUUAAAACAAUGUAAUUUAUUAUAGUUUCAGGACCAGAAAGGUCCUGGCCUUACAAGUUUUCAGUAUCAGAAUAAGAGGAACAUUUGCCAUUUCUCCACUUAAUGACUUCAAAAAUAAGUAUCUGCCCUUUUCAGAAUGUCCUCCUGCAAAAUAAAAGCCAACUCCCUUCCUAGGCCUUCCCUGCUCUCCCAAGUCAUAAUGAAAAUUGUGUUUUAAAGAUAGGGUUUGACUUUGCAGAUAGGUAUUGAAAGCAAAGCUUAGUCAGGUGUAAAGUAAAACAAUUUUAAUUUGUCCAAGGCUGAGAUCAAUUAGCUCAGAAUAUUAAAUUUUUUUUGAGUAAAGGCUACCUUCUUCUGAGCCAAGGAUUAGAACUGGUAGGUUUGUUGGAAAGUGUGAUAAUUAAACAUCUCUUCAUAAGAAACCCUUUGGGGAAAAUAAAGAGGGGGAAGUGCAUUCCACAAGGGAAGAAAAACAGUGGUAUGUGCUAUUUUGAUUAUGUUACAUGUGUCUAGAUUGUUGAUUCCAAUUAAGACCUAAGAAGAUAUGAUUCUGUAACUGGUUUAGAAUUCUGGGGUGGAAACAUCCUGGAACCAUGAUACUUGAUAAAUUCUCCUCAAAAGGGUUAUAGCCUGGGAAAGAGUUGUUAUUCCGGAAGUCUGGCCUAUUAUAUGGUGCAGCUGAGCUUUAAGAGUACUAGGGAAAAAUAAAUCUAAUAAUUCUA
Messenger RNA from Callorhinus ursinus (northern fur seal), 4124 nucleotides. RefSeq names its product RUN and FYVE domain containing 3 (gene RUFY3). Gene Ontology annotation, molecular function: metal ion binding. Gene Ontology annotation, biological process: regulation of axonogenesis. Gene Ontology annotation, cellular component: neuronal cell body; axon; dendrite. Lineage: Eukaryota; Metazoa; Chordata; Mammalia; Carnivora; Otariidae. The record is from RefSeq and is a predicted model, not a curated record.